This is a messenger RNA of Parasteatoda tepidariorum (common house spider), 3600 nucleotides long. Lineage: Eukaryota; Metazoa; Arthropoda; Arachnida; Araneae; Theridiidae. The record is from RefSeq and is a predicted model, not a curated record.
AGCAGAGAGAGGUAGUCGGAAGCUCACUAUGUUUCAAGCACAAUAUUUGCUUACAAGAAAACGUAAUUGUAAAAAUUUUUAAAAAACUAUGAAGUAUACGAUAUAAGAACGAUGUGAUUCGUUUUAAUUUAAUUCUUAAAUAUUUUUGGGAUUAUUAAUUAGUUAUUCGCAGUAAACAAUGAUCUGCUUAUUAAAAUGUUAUGCUAUUAAAUUAAAUUUUCUUCUACACUAUUCUUAAAAAUUUUCGUUCUAACUAUUGUAUCUUGACUCUUUUACGUAAAAAUUGAAAUGGCUAAAUACUCUCCUGCCGACCCUGCUUUUGACAAAUUCAGGAAAAGAAUUGUUGAAAUUAAAAGAAAAAAUAGGAUUCUUUGCGAAAAGUUUGGAAUAUCUGCUCUAAGUAAAACUUCUGUCGAAGAUGUGAAAGAUGUUUACACAAAACAAAAGUAUGAAGUUUUUGAUGAAAUGGAAGCUUCUGCUGUUGAAAACUGUUAUCAAAAAGCCUUAAAGUUGGCUGAAUAUUAUUUAAAUCGCAGGAAGAUGAAAAAACUGCGGAAAUUAAAUUCAAAAAUAGCUUCUCAACUAAAAGAUAAGCACUUUGACAAGUAUUCUAUAGUUUCACCUGAAAUUAAAAUUGGUGAAAAGCAGAAGUUAAAAAAUAUCCCUCUUAUUGCCCCUGAAUUGAACAACUCUAUUAAUGACUCUUUUAGUAGUAAUGGUGCUAUUAUAAGUAAUGACAAAGAAAACUGUGUAACUAUUGAAGAUGGUGAUUCAUCUUCUCUCUGUAGUAAAAGAAAAAAACAAAAAUUACUGUCAUGUCUCUCUGCUCUUGAUUCUCAUUCUGUAAAGUCAAAUGAUGAAAGUAAAUCACAAAAAGUAGUAAAACGACUAAAUAAAACUAACCUCUCAUCACCAAUUUUUUUAAAAAAAUAUGUGGAAUCUUCACAAAAUGCUUCAGAUUCUACCCCAAACAAGCAACUUAAUUUCACAACAGAUGAUUUGUUUGAGGAUGUGGUGUGUAUUUCAGAUUCAUUUCAGAGUUCUGAAAAGUUACCACAAACUACUGAAAGUUCAUGUGAUAAUUCAACACCUAUUCUAGUUUCAAGUUCUAUUCCAUUGAAAAAAAGAGAUAAUGCUAAUUCUGAUAUAGAUAUUGUUUAUCUCGAGACUGUAAAUUGUUCAGCCCAUAAAAAGAGAAAUACUCCAAUAAGAAAACAACAUAAAACAAAAGUUAUCAGUAAAAGAAAACUUGCAUGUACUAAUCAUCCAAUUAUGAAUUUAAAAAAUGUGUCUAAGAAAAAUGAUUCAGGAAGGAAUAAUAUUCAAAUUACACGCAAUCAAGACAUUAAUGGAGAACUUGAUGAAAGUAUUCAUUCUGAUCAACCAUUCACUAUUAGUAAUGGAAGUUGUGCACUAACAAGAAGUGGUAAUGUUACAACAUGUCUUAAAAAUCCUAGUUCUGAUUUUGUUAAAUCAAGUAUAACUGCAAAGUCUUAUAAAAUUGUUGAAAAUAAAGGUAUAUUAAAUGUAAAAAGGACAAAAUUUGAUUAUAAUAAAUUGAGCAAUAUCAAAAGAACUAAUGUACAGGUUAUACCAGAGCUUGAUUUAACUGAAGAAUCUGAAGCAAUUGUAGAUAAACCUGAUUUGAAAGAAAAGGCCGACGAAGUGAUUAUAACUCAAUUUGAUUUGAUAAAAGAGUCUAAUGAAAUAAUACCAGAAAUCGAUUUGUCAGGAGAAUAUAGUGAAGCAAUGAACAUUAAUUUGACAGAAGAUCUUAAUGAGGUAAUUUUACCAGAUAUUGAUUUGCCCAAACAAUCUAGUGAAGUAAUCAACAUUGAUAAGACAGAAAAGGCUGGUGAAGUGAUUAUACCUCAAUUUGAUUUGGCAAGAGAGUCUAAUGAAAAGCUACCAGAAAUUGAUUUGUUGAGCGAAUCUGGUGAAGCAAUGAACAUUGAUUUGACAGAAGAUUUUGAUGAGGUGAUUUUGCCAGAACUUGAUUUGACAGAAGAACCUGUAGAUUUUACUAUUCCUAAACUUCAUUUAACUGAAUCAAGUAAUAAUUUUAGUCCAGAUAUUGAGGAGUCACUUAAGUCUGAAGGUGUUGUAAUUCGAAGUGGAAGAUGGUCAAAAGAAGAAGAAGAUCUACUUAGGAGGAAUUUCAAAGAUUUUCAAUCUCGAUUUGGUGUUUAUGAUGCUCAGCUUUUGCUGGGAAUUGGAGGUCGGGUACCUUCUUAUAAAUAUGAAUUCCAAAACUUUAAGAAAUUUCUGAGAGUAAAGCAUUUUUAUGUUAGAUUGGGUAAAGAUAUCAAUGAAAGAACACUUCAUAGUAUAUAUAAGAAAGCUCGAGACAUGUUUAAUCAAUUUAAAAAAAUGAAAGAUUGCACAUCUAGUGAUGUUGCUGCCGUUAUUCUGUUGCAAAAGAAAUAUGGAAGUAACUGGAGUUUAAUUGGACAAAAACUAAAAAUAGAUGGCAGGGUUUGUUAUAAAAUCUAUAUGCGUAAUAAAAAGCCUUACUUAAAAGGUAAAUGGUCAAAAAGUGAGGUCAUGAAACUAAUUUCAGCAAUAAAAUCUGUAGAAAAUGUUUCUGAUUUGUCUACUGUAAACUUAAAGAGAAUUUCUUGGGAUAAAGUUUCUGAACUUGUUCCAACACGAAAUGCUAAUCAAUGCUGUUCAGAAUGGAUAUAUAAUCAAAGUAAAAAUUACAAACGCAUUUUUUAUCAAAAAUGGAAUAAAUCCCAUGCAGCCAAAUUAAUAAUUCUUCUUAAAAACAAAUUUAAAUAUUUUAAAGAAUAUCUUAUUAAUUGGACAGAAGUUUAUAAGUAUUUUAAAAAUGUAGUUCACUCUGUAAAUGCUUUAAAACAUAAGUGGCAUGGUAUGAAAUUCAAAGUACCAGAUGAAUAUAAGAUGAAUUUUUCUAAGACUCUGGACUUUUGUUUUAAAAAGUAUAAUAAGUAUAUUAUAGCAAUUAAUCAAGAGAAUUUUUAAAGCUUUUUUAUUGGUCGAUUUUUAUUUCCAUAAAUAUAUAGUAUUCAAUAAAUAAGAUAGUAUUCAAUAAAUAUAACCAUUUUGAACUAUCACUGUAUAAAUAUCUUAAUAAUCAUGCAUAAUUAUAUUAAUUUCUCUAUCUCACACUUUUUUUUUUUAUUAUUCAUAGCUUAUUAUCUCACUUUUUAAGUUCUUAAAAAGAAAAUGGAAAUCUUUAAUUGUUUAAUAUGGUUUGGAUUAUUAUUGAAAGUACUUAGUAGAUUUUUGCAUCUGGGUUACAGAGGGGCAGAAUAUGCUUGAUGGCACAAAUAAGAUUCAUGUGAAAUUCAGAGUCAGACCUAGGGAAAUUUUUAAUCACAUUAAUAAGAAAUUGAAACAAAAUAGGUUAUUGUAAAAAUAUGCAAAAAAAAAAAAANAAAAAAAAAAAAAAAAAAAAAAAAAAAAAAAAAAGUAGAAUAGAAAAUUAUUUGUGCAGAAAAACCCUUACGAAAAAAAAGAAAUGUGGACUGGAUUGAUAGACAAAAGUGUAAUAAUAUUUUCUGUUAUGUUAAAAGAAGAGAAAUGUGGACUGGAUUGAUAGACAAAAGUGUAAUAAUAUUUUCUGUUAUGUUAAAA